Cucurbita pepo subsp. pepo (vegetable marrow) is the source of this 708-nucleotide messenger RNA. Its product is annotated as ethylene-responsive transcription factor ERF087-like. Gene Ontology annotation, molecular function: DNA-binding transcription factor activity; DNA binding. Lineage: Eukaryota; Viridiplantae; Streptophyta; Magnoliopsida; Cucurbitales; Cucurbitaceae. The record is from RefSeq and is a predicted model, not a curated record. Gene Ontology annotation, biological process: regulation of DNA-templated transcription.
AUGGACUUCAAGAACUCCAACACCAACUCCCCUUCCCCAUCCAAGCCAAGAAGAAAGCACCAUGACCAACACUCACAGCACCCACACCCACAAGAGCCCACAAGGUUUCUAGGCGUUCGACGACGCCCAUGGGGCCGAUACGCCGCUGAAAUUCGAGACCCAUCUACCAAAGAAAGGCAUUGGCUUGGCACCUUUGACACUGCCGAGGAGGCUGCCUUGGCCUACGACCGUGCCGCUCGCUCCAUGCGUGGCUCCAAAGCUCGCACCAACUUUGUCUACUCCGACAUGCCUCAUGGCUCAUCCGUCACCACCAUUAUCUCCCCUGAUGACUCCCAACUCUUCCCUCCAACCCCAACCCCAACCCCAACCUCCCUCCCCCAAACCCAACCCAACCACCUUUGCUUCACCCUUCACGACGACCCGUUCACUGCCACCUCAUUCCCCGGAAACGACUGGCUCCCCGACACCGACUCUUAUCAACCCGUCACCGCCUUCAUGGACACCGGUAUCCCACACCACAACGCCGAGCUCCCCCCGCUUCCACCCGACGCUUCUUCUUCCUAUAACGAUUGUGCCACCAUGAUUGAUUGGUCCUCUUCAUCUUCUUCCUCUUUUAUCGGCUUCGAUUCGAACACGCCUUUGCCGCCCUUCCCCGACACCAAUAACGACGCGUUUGGAUUCGGUUCAUCGUCCAAUUACUUCUACUGA